GGAGGUUUUUUUUUUUUUUUUUGUGAAUUAUUUUGAUAAAUUUGACUUAGGAUUGUUUUUUUAAUUAUAUAAAGAGUAUUUUUUGGUGGACAUUCUAAUAAAUUAUUUUGAUAAAUUAAUAUAUUUUUUAGGUUAAUUAAGGACUUUUUUUCCCUCGUAGACAAAAUCUGGUAAUUGUUAAAAAUUUUAAAAUUUUUUUCAUGUUAGCAAAUUUUAGUAAAUUUGAGAAUUUUUAAAUAUUUUAAAUUUUAGGCAUUUUUGUCUAUAUACAUAAAUUAUGGAGAUUAUGUCAUUUAAUCAAUCGUAUUGCCAAAUUAAGUAUGAAAUAAAUCUUGUACCAAGAAACAUGAGAGGGGAACGGUCCACUCUGGCCUAGUGGCCUUGGACCCUAGGUUAGGGCUGUUCACCUCCGUGGGUUGCACGUUCGAGCUCCACGGAACCCUUUUCCCUUUUCCCCAAUUAGCUUGUAAAUAAUUACAAAUUGAUUAAAAAAAAAAAAAAAAGAAGAAGAAGAAGAAGGAAACAUGAGAGGGGACUAUUAUUAUCUUCUCAAAUCUAAUCCAGUUCCAUCGUAUUGGUUUUAUCCAGUCCAGCACUAUCCCAAGCUGCAUUUCAAACGAGCCCUUAACAGUCUCUGAUUUAGUACAGAUACUUACUACUUUGCUAGACAAUUUUUAGAUCUCUGCAAGUAGAAUCUCAGAAAAAAAAAAUGUACCGAAUCAUGAAAAGUAAUCCUGUAUCGUAGAGUGACAAGAAUGGUAAAUACUUUUUGUCAAGAAAGGAUGGAGAAAAGUAAGAUUAUAUACCUGUAAAUUUUUUUAAUCCUUGGUUGAUCUGAGUAAAGGAUCAGACUUAUCUGUGAUCUGUUGAUGUGAGUGAGGGCUUCGAUUCUUCCGUGAUUCUCGCUGAAGAUUUCGUGAUAUCUUGGUCGAUGCAAGGUAGAUCUCCAAUUUAUCGGUGAUCGGUGAUCGGCGAUUGGCGAUCGGCGAUCCUUGCUUCAGUUCCUGUUUAUGUGCUUCACGGCUCCCGUGUUUCGUGGUACUCCGACAAAAACCAUAGCUGAUUUGCCAGAUAAUAGGUAUUAAAAGUGUAUUAAUUGUCUAUCUUUUAAUGUAUAGAAAAAUGCAAAAAAUUUCAUCUUUUAACGUUAUCAGCACAGGCAUAAUUUUAAUUGGAAGGUCAAUAAAAUUAAAUUAGUUUU
Rubroshorea leprosula is the source of this 1201-nucleotide messenger RNA. The record is from the annotation of a GenBank genome assembly. NCBI's taxonomy places the organism in Eukaryota, Viridiplantae, Streptophyta, Magnoliopsida, Malvales, Dipterocarpaceae.